Molecule: messenger RNA, 2925 nt
Organism: Xenopus laevis (African clawed frog)
Lineage: Eukaryota; Metazoa; Chordata; Amphibia; Anura; Pipidae
Gene: cacul1.L
Product: CDK2-associated, cullin domain 1 L homeolog
Biological process (GO): G1/S transition of mitotic cell cycle; ubiquitin-dependent protein catabolic process
Molecular function (GO): protein kinase binding; ubiquitin protein ligase binding
Source: RefSeq, marked provisional
CCGGUGUGGCUGCCGGACCCCGGGACUGACAAGCUCGGGAUGUUUGGGUUUCGGGAGCGGUGAGAGGGCGAAGCGGCGAUGGAGGAGGAAGAUGAGGAGAACAUGGAGCAGGAUCCCAACCACAACCACUGGCCCGAGCUGCCCAAUCUCCCGGCCGCUUCCUCCGGGUACGGAACCUGCACCAAGCGCUGUGACAGCGGCCCCGGGAAAGCUCUUCUCGGUCUGACCGGUAACAGCACCUCCAAGUUCCUGAUGAAUGUGAUUACGUUGGAGGAUUACAGGACAACUUACUGGCCCAAACUAGACAGCGCCAUAGAGCAGCUACUGACCCAGAGUCCCGGCGACUAUAUCCCUAUAUCCUACGAGCAAAUCUACAGUUGUGUAUAUAAAUGUGUGUGCCAGCAACACUCGGAGCAGAUGUACAGUGACUUGAUACAUAAGAUCACCAGCCACUUAGAGAGCGUCUCCCAGGAGCUACAGGCCAGUUCUCCUGCUGAUUAUAUUGAGAAGUUUAACCUGGCUCUGGCUCAGUACAUGGGAGCGCUGCACAGCAUCGUCCCUCUUUUCAUCUACAUGAACAAGUUUUACAUAGAAACCAAGCUAAACAGAGACCUAAAAGAUGACUUAAUACAGCUGUUUACCGACCAUGUGGCAGAAAAGCACAUUUAUAGCCUGAUGCCCUUAUUACUAGAAGCCCAAUCGACUCCUUUUCAAGUCACGCCGUCUACCAUGGCAAGCAUUGUGAAAGGCCUGUACACCCUGAGGUCGGAAUGGGUCCAGCUGGCGCCGACGCUCUUUUCAAAGUUUAUCCCCAACAUUCUGCCCCCUGCGGUGGAAGCAGAACUACAAGACUACGCUGCUCAGGACCAGAAGUUACAGCAGGAGCUGGCGCAGAACGGCUUCACCAGAGGGGACCAGUCACGGAAGCGAGCAGGGGAUGAACUGACAUACAACGGCUCCUCCUCAUGCGCUGGCACCCAGAGCUACAGAUAGUGAGACUCGCCCAACAUUCAUCUCCAGGACUGUGGCACCUCCCGUGGGCUCUUCAGCAGACUUGGACUGAGCGAUGGGCCCCUCGAUAUUCUGCCUCAUCCAGAUUUCUCAUUCCUCCUGCCAAACUCCGGCCUCAUGUGAACUCGUUUAUUACAGGAGAGCGACUUCUUGUAUUUUUGUUUUAAAAUGAAACUUGAACUGUUGCUGCUAAACACAGGGGGCGGGAUUAUAGAAAUGACUGCAAAAAUCAUCAUCAGCAUUUUGAUCCCCCCCUCCCCCCCGGGAAUUGGACCCCCCCCCCCGGGCAUUGGACCCUGUAUUAUCUGAAACAGGAAGGACUAUUUGUAAGCAAUAUUAGGGACGCACUGAAUCCAGGAUUCAGUUCAGGAUUUGCCCAGGAUUCGACCUUCCAAAUCCUUCUGCCAAUCCGAAUCCUAAUUUGUAUAUGCAAAUUAUGGACGGGGAAGGAAAUUUCGUGACUUUUUGUCACAAAACAAGGAAGUAAAAAAUGUUUUCCCCUUCACACCCCUAAUUUUCAUAUGCAAAUACAGAUUUGAUUUGGUAUUCGUCCAAAUCUUUCGCAAACGAUUUAGGGGUUCGGCUGAAUCCAAAAUAGUGGAUUCGGUGCAUCCCUAAGCAAUAUAUAUAUAUCUCUAUACGGCCUGCUCCUUGCAGGGGAACCCUUCCAUCCUUCCCCCCUCAAGUUCUCUCUGCAUGUUUGAUGCCAUUCCUUCUAGGGAUGCACAGAAUCCAGGAUUCCGCUUUUUUCAGCAGGUUUAGGUUUCAGCCGAAUCCUUCUGCCCGGCCAAAACAAAUCUGAAUCCUAAUUUGCAUAUGGAAAUUAGGAGCGGGGAGGAAAAGCGCGUGACUUUUUGUCACAAAACAAGGAAGUAAUAAUUUUUUCCCCUUCCCACCCCUAAUUUGCAUAUGCAAAUUAGGAUUUGGGUUUGGUAUUCGGCCGAAUCUUUCGCGAAGGAUUGUGGGGUUCAGCCGAAUCCAAAAUAGUGGAUUUGGUGUAUCCUUAAUUCUUUCCCAUUAGUUUUAGCCACUCCCACUUCCUUUGGCAGAAAGCUUUGUGAACCCCCAGCUCAUACGUCGACCAGGGGCAACUGCUGCUUGAUUUUUUAAUUUCUUUUCCUCCUCCUGCUUCGUCGCAUAACAAUUGGAACAGGAAAAGUGGGUGUUUGUGGCAUUGUCACCCGUUCAGCGACACCCACCCAGGACGCGUUCCUAAUCUCACAGCAUCUGCACCCUUCAGUUUUAAGCGAGUCCCACUGAGCGGCCUCUUUAUUUUUAUUUAACCGACGCAGUGUCAGGGGGGUGGUCGCAAUCGCUUUGCUUGGCUUCAACUUUACGGACCAAAUUCCACCGCCCCCUCCAGAUGUUUUUUCAUGAAGUUUAGGAAGAAUGGAUUGGCGACCUGUCGCCCUCUAGAGGUUGUUCAACUGCAGUUUCCAGCAUGGGCCGUCAGUAGUCAGUGGCAUGCUGGGAGUUGUAGUUGUAGAUCUGCUGGCGGGAGGCAUGGAGUCUCCCCAGUUAUUAUCUGUGCAGAUGAUACUGAUCAAGGGCCUGUGUUGGUCGUUCCAUAAGUGCAGGUCCUAGUAAAGCAGCAAAAGGCUUAAUUAAGAGACAUAGAUUUGUUACUAUGGUUACGGGUUGAUGUUAGAGGAACGUUUAUAUACAGAGCUAUGACAUAGCGCUUCUCUCUCUCUUAUAUAAACCACCCAGCCGCUAACAACCGAACGCUGCCCCUUUAAAUGGCAUAGACACUGUUAGAUUGGGAUGGAAGAGAGAGAGUGGCGUCCAAUCAAAUUGUACCGUGCAGUCUCUAACUUUGCUCUGUUUUUCACAUUGAAAAAGAACAGGUUGGUAUUAUCACUGAUAAAUCUUGUGUUUUAUUUCUCUCUAAUGAAUAAAAGUUUCUGAUCCGAC